Molecule: messenger RNA, 303 nt
Organism: Nanorana parkeri
Lineage: Eukaryota; Metazoa; Chordata; Amphibia; Anura; Dicroglossidae
Product: serine/threonine-protein phosphatase 2A 56 kDa regulatory subunit delta isoform-like
Exons: 2
Biological process (GO): signal transduction; protein dephosphorylation
Cellular component (GO): nucleus; protein phosphatase type 2A complex; cytosol
Molecular function (GO): protein phosphatase activator activity
Source: RefSeq, a predicted model, not a curated record
GUGAUCAGCGGCCUCCUGCGUUUCUGGCCUCGCACGCACAGCCCUAAGGAGGUCAUGUUCCUGAAUGAGUUGGAGGAGAUCCUGGAUGUCAUUGAGCCGGCGGAGUUCAGUAAAGUCAUGGAGCCGCUCUUCCGGCAGAUUGCACAAUGCGUGUCCAGUCCGCACUUUCAGGUUGCGGAGCGGGCCCUAUACUACUGGAACAACGAAUACAUCCUCAGCCUGAUGAGUGACAACGCUGCCCAGAUUCUGCCCAUCAUGUUCCCGUCCCUCUACCGCAACUCCAAGAACCACUGGAACAAGUGA